UAGUGGCUGUGCAGGUCCCCGGGGGCCGCGACGACCCCAGCGGACCCGCACACCUUUAUCACCCCGCCAUGGAGACCUCAGCGCAGCAGGAGCAGCAGCAGCCCGCGGCGGCCAAGAUCAGAAACCUGCCCUGGGUUGAAAAAUACCGGCCACAGACACUGAAUGAUCUGAUUUCUCAUCAGGACAUUUUGAGUACCAUUCAGAAAUUUAUUAGUGAAGACCGCCUGCCCCACCUGCUUCUCUAUGGUCCCCCGGGGACGGGAAAGACCUCCACCAUCCUAGCCUGUGCGAAACAGCUAUACAAAGAUAAGGAAUUUGGCUCCAUGGUCUUGGAGCUGAAUGCUUCAGACGACCGAGGAAUAGAUAUCGUUCGGGGACCAAUCCUGAGCUUUGCUAGCACAAGGACAAUAUUUAAGAAAGGCUUCAAACUGGUGAUCCUGGAUGAAGCUGACGCCAUGACCCAAGACGCCCAGAAUGCUUUGCGGAGAGUGAUUGAGAAAUUCACUGAAAAUACCAGAUUCUGCCUCAUCUGUAACUACCUGUCAAAGAUCAUCCCCGCCCUGCAGUCCCGGUGUACAAGCCCCCUGACUCCCGAACUCAUGGUCCCCCGCCUGGAACACGUCAUAGAAGAAGAGAAAGUGGACCUAAGUGAGGACGGGAUGAAAGCCCUCGUGACCCUUUCCAGCGGAGACAUGCGAAGGGCUCUGAACAUUCUGCAGAGCACCAAUAUGGCCUUCGGGAAGGUGACAGAGGAGACGGUCUACACCUGCACCGGGCUCCCCCUCAAGUCUGACAUUGCCAACAUUCUGGACUGGAUGUUGAAUCAAGACUUCACCACAGCCUACAGAAAUAUUAUGGAGUUGAAAACCCUGAAGGGGUUGGCGCUACAGGACAUCCUGACAGAGAUACACUUGUUCGUGCACAGGGUUGACUUUCCAUCUUCAGUUCGAGUGCAUUUACUGACCAAAAUGGCAGACAUAGAGUACAGACUCUCUGUUGGCACCAACGAGAAGAUUCAGCUGAGUUCCCUCAUUGCCGCUUUCCAGGUCACCAGGGACCUGAUUGUCACAGAGGCCUAA
This is a messenger RNA of Odobenus rosmarus divergens (Pacific walrus), 1079 nucleotides long. RefSeq names its product replication factor C (activator 1) 5, 36.5kDa (gene RFC5). Bases 69 to 1079 code for a protein of 336 amino acids. Gene Ontology annotation, cellular component: nucleus; DNA replication factor C complex. Gene Ontology annotation, biological process: DNA-templated DNA replication; DNA repair. The record is from RefSeq and is a predicted model, not a curated record. Gene Ontology annotation, molecular function: ATP binding; DNA clamp loader activity; DNA binding. The transcript is spliced from 12 exons. Lineage: Eukaryota; Metazoa; Chordata; Mammalia; Carnivora; Odobenidae.